Messenger RNA from Anguilla rostrata (American eel), 2221 nucleotides. It is a transcript of the gene uap1, whose product is annotated as UDP-N-acetylglucosamine pyrophosphorylase 1. Gene Ontology annotation, molecular function: UDP-N-acetylglucosamine diphosphorylase activity. The record is from RefSeq and is a predicted model, not a curated record. Lineage: Eukaryota; Metazoa; Chordata; Actinopteri; Anguilliformes; Anguillidae. Gene Ontology annotation, biological process: UDP-N-acetylglucosamine biosynthetic process. The coding region runs from base 188 to 1744 and encodes 518 amino acids. The transcript is spliced from 11 exons.
AAGUUUAAGUCUAAUCUUGUUAAAAAAAUAUGCGCAAGAAGAAGAGUGUGCAAAAUACGUAUGGCAACUAGCUAAUCAACAUCCAAAAAACAGCCGUUUUCGUUAUCCACUGGAAUUCACUGUAUGUACAGCUGCAAUAGUUGAGUGCAGAUGACGUGCUGGUAAAAAUACAGUUUGUUACGGGACCAUGGACACUGGCAGAUUGCUGGAGAGGUUGACCAAGGCUGGUCAGUCUCAUCUCUUGCAGUUCUGGGAUGAGCUGAGUCCAGAGCAGCAAGCUGAAAUGAGCAUGGAACUGGAAAGCAUGGACUUUACGGAGAUCAAUGGCUUUUUUAAGAGUGCCAUGGAGCUGUCCGGUCACGGCAAUCAGGAGGCGGUGGACAGCAGGAUGGAACCAGUGCCCAGAGAAGUGCUGGGCAGUGUCACCCGUGACCGAGAGCUGCUGAGGGAUUGGGAGGAAGAAGGGCUCCUUCGUAUCUCGCAGAACAAGGUGGCUGUUCUUCUUCUGGCUGGUGGCCAGGGGACCAGGCUGGGAGUUUCGUACCCCAAGGGAAUGUACGAUGUCGGCCUGCCAUCCCACAAGACGCUCUUUCAGAUCCAGGCGGAGCGAAUCGUGAAGCUGGAGCAGCUCGCUGCUGAGCAGCACAAGACGGAGUGCUGCAUACCCUGGUACAUAAUGACCAGCGGCCGAACAAUGGAGUCCACCAAAGAGUUCUUUUCCCAGCACAAUUACUUUGGCCUGAGAAAGGAAAAUGUCGUAUUCUUCCAACAAGGCAUGCUGCCAGCCAUGGACUACAAUGGGAAGAUUAUCUUGGAGAGCAAAGGCAAACUUUCCAUGGCACCAGAUGGAAAUGGGGGCCUGUACAGAGCACUGGGGACCCAAAAGAUUGUGCAAGACAUGGAGCGGAGAGGGAUUGCGUACGUUCAUGUCUACUGUGUCGACAACAUCCUGGUGAAAGUUGCAGACCCCACCUUCAUUGGCUUUUGCGUACAGAAAGGAGGGGACUGUGGAGCCAAGGUCGUGGAGAAGACCAACCCCACAGAGGCGGUGGGUGUGGUCUGUAAGGUUGACGGACGCUACCAGGUGGUGGAGUACAGCGAGAUCACCCUGGCGACUGCUGAGAAACGCAGCGCGGAUGGCCGCCUGAUGUUCAACGCAGGAAACGUGGCCAACCAUUUCUUCACACUGUCCUUCCUCAAAGACGUUGUCAACACUUAUGAGCCUCAGUUGCAGCACCAUGUUGCACAGAAGAAAAUCCCAUAUGUGAACAUGCAAGGGCAGCUAAUCAAACCGGACAAACCAAACGGGAUCAAAAUGGAAAAAUUUGUCUUCGACAUCUUUCAGUUUGCCAAAAACUUUGUUGUGUAUGAGGUGCUGAGGGAGGACGAGUUCUCGCCGCUGAAGAACGCCGACAGCCAGGACGGGAAGGACAACCCCACCACCGCCCGCCACGCCCUCAUGUCCCUGCACCACCGCUGGGUCCUGAAUGCCGGCGGGCACUUCAUCGACGAGAAUGGCACCAGGGUGCCAGCCAUCCCCAGAAUUGGACCUGCAGGGAGUGUCACGCCCGAUGUCAACCAGAACCUGAAGGAUGGAACGGAUCUGCCCAUCAAAUGUGAGAUCUCCCCUCUGGUCUCAUAUGGGGGAGAGGGCCUGGAGAAACUGGUGCGGGACCAUGAGUUUCGUCCGAACCUUGUGAUCAACCUGGAUGGCGUUCAUGAGCUGGUGAAAAAUGGAAUUUGAACCUCAAGAGUGUGACCAAAGACUGGAAGAAACCUUCCCAUCUCCAUCUCUACCUUCCACCCUGGGAAUAAACUGUGAUGUUGUUGUGCAAUAAAACUAAGGAAGGAAUGCUCUCUGGUGGAAAGAUUGAAGCAGUUUGAAGAUCAAACUAUUUAUUUUGCUAAAACAUAUUUUUAUAUCAAUGUAGUAUAGAUGAAAGUAGCUACUCCUUCAUUUUGGCAAGUAAUUUGUACAUAGACAUGUGGCAUAGGUACGAUGGUUUUAUUCAAAUUAAAUUCUAAUUAUUAAUGUAUUUAAUCAAGACACAUUGGAAAGUUUUUUGAAACACCGGUGCAAUCUUGAACAUUGUUAAUUGUCUGUCAUUUGCUUUCUUUCGUUUAUUUUUCGCCUUUUUCUCCCACUUAAUUUGUAAAACUCUCCGUUUGGAACAACCAUGAGAUGAUUUUCAUUAAACGGGCAGAUGACGUCCCUGAGCGA